GUCAAAGAAUUCCAAUAAUAUCGAUUAAUACGAUUAAAAAUCAAUUAGAACCUGAUGAAAUAACAUUUUUCGAGGCUUUAGACAUAGAAUUAAAAAAAAUUAGUGAAUUUUAUGAAGAAAAGGAAUUAAAUGCAAAAGAACAUUUCAAGAAAAUAAAUCAAGCAUAUGAAGACUUAAAAGCUUUGAAACAUGUCAAGCAAUCAAACUCG
Molecule: messenger RNA, 209 nt
Organism: Racocetra persica
Lineage: Eukaryota; Fungi; Glomeromycota; Glomeromycetes; Diversisporales; Gigasporaceae
Source: the annotation of a GenBank genome assembly